This is a messenger RNA of Hypanus sabinus (Atlantic stingray), 11919 nucleotides long. RefSeq lists its product as uncharacterized. The record is from RefSeq and is a predicted model, not a curated record. Lineage: Eukaryota; Metazoa; Chordata; Chondrichthyes; Myliobatiformes; Dasyatidae. The transcript is spliced from 3 exons. The coding region runs from base 6964 to 7974 and encodes 336 amino acids.
UGGUGUAGUCACAGUUGAAUUGGCCAGGAGGCCUCAUGCAUCAGCAAAGGAAAAUAAAAUUGAGACAGGGACUAAUGGAGCAGCUAUUCUAUAAGUGGGCUAGUGUUAGAGUGCGGAGGCUUUAUGCUUAUGGGGCUUGACUGAGCAGGUGGACACAGAAUCUAUAAAAGUGAGGCAAAGCAGCAUUAGCUUCAUGGACCCUGUACAGAUUACAGAGGAGGAGGUGUUUGCUUGUGCUGAGGUUAAUUACGAUGGAUAAAUCCUCAGGGCCUGUCAAAGUUUUCCCUCAGAACCUAUGGGAGCAUUUUCUGCGCCUCCUGGUCGUUUGUGGGGGACGAGAAACCACGACAAAAUUGGCGACUGUGGCAGGACCGGGAAGAGACCCACGGAAAGGAAAUGGCAGAUUGGGGACGCUUCCCCGUCCUCUAGGGACCCCCACAAGGCUAACAGAAUUAAGGGUGCACCAAACAAAAGGUAAGCGCUUUUUGCGACAAUUUGGACUAAGAAUUCUGUUGGUUUUGGGGAGGUCUUGGGGUCUCAGAAGUGUGGAACCACUGCCGAAGGGUCUCUCCAGUCCAAAGAAUCUGACAGAAUUGGGGGUAACAGGAGGCUCAGAGGAUUGAUCAAGAACACUGCAGUGAGAGUAAGUACAAAUAAGCUAAUAAGAAGUUAAGUGAAGAAAAAUUCCAUGUGGUGUUGGUAAGUCCCUGCGGAUACCACUUCGUAUAAAAUGAAGAUCUGAACAGGCAGGGAAAGGGAAAAUGGAGAAAAUCCCUGUGGAUACCCCUUCGUAUGAAACGAAGGUCUGAACGGGCAGGGAAAGGAAAAUAGAGAAAAUCCUCGUGGAUGCCGCCUUAAUAAGGGUCUGAAUAGAUGAGGUGCAAAGAGAAAGUUCUGUGGAUAUUGCUCUGAAUAGAGGCCUGUACGAGCAGAACAGAAUAGGAAACAAGGACAGUCCAAUAUAUAGUUUAAUGCGCUGGUAGAUAGACGAUAGAAUAGGCAUAGAAUUAGAGUAAAUAAUAUCCAGUAAACGAACUGUGAAUCUCUGAAAUACCUUAAAAAGAGAGAACAACAUGACAGGUAAAGGAACGGCAGUAGAGAUUCUGAGCCAAAAAAUCCCGGUAAAUAAAUAUGAGAUCACAAAAACUUCAGAAAAAUGGGAAAAGAGAACCAAAAACCUGGUCACAAAAUGGCCAAGAGAAGGAACGUUUGUUAUAAGCUUGUGCGAAGAAAUGGAGGCACUAAUUAAAAAUUACAAACCAAAAGAUAAAUCUAAGAAAAGAGGGCAAAAAAGAGAACGAGAAAUGGAAGUGCUAAAACUCUUCAGAACGGAGGGAGAAAGGCUGAGGAGGACAGAUAGAAUAUUGAUUACAAGCGAGGAAGACACUAAGGUGCUGGAGAAACAGCCUGUUAGAGAGAGAGGAAGGUACAGUGAGAAGCUGGCUUCAGCUCCGUACCCGGAUGCGAAAGAAACAGAAAAGUCCCCCCACUAUAACGAGGAAGGAACCCCUAAGCAGUGCCCCCUGCAGACAGGAACAGUAAGCAUGCAGGGAGAAGUACAAGUUUGGGAUAAUGAGGAGGAAAAAAGACAAUACGAGAAGGAAAAAGCGAUAUGGAAGGAGAUACAGGCAGAAAGGAUAAAGGUGGAACAGGCAGAGGGAGAAAUGAAAGAAGAGAUUGAACGGAUGAAAUACUUGAGAGAGGAAAAGGAGUAUGAGGAGUAUCGGUUAUACCAUAGAAAUAAACAGACUAAAUUCAAACAGCCCAGACAGGACUGGAAGUCCCAAGGAGGGGGACAGAGGAGCUAUGGGCAGAGGGGACCAGUGAGGAAACAGGGGGAAAGAGAGGUAGAGAGAUUGUGCUGGGGAUGUAAUCAGCCAGGUCACAUGAGAAGAGAUUGUCUGUUUACACCAUGGCCUGUCACACACCAGCAGGAACCGAUAAGAAGGGAACUAAAGUUUAGCCAAGGACCAGCCCCCACAGGCCCAAGCGGACCUGUGAACCCCUAUGCGAGGUAUUAGGGGUGCCCCGAGAACUCGAGUGGGAAGGGACAUUACCCAAUGAUAACAAGGGAGGCAGACGAGGAACCCAUUAUUCAGGUUAUGUUAGAAGGGCAACUGACACCAAUGAUGAUAGAUACUGGAGCCACGUUCACUUGUAUACAGCCACAGUAUCCCCGUCACCUUUCCACGUCAGGAAAGUUUAUUAAGACGGUAGGGUUCUCAGGGAAAACACUGUAGCGUUCUCGCUCGGGUGUAAUGGAAACGCCGAAUUAAACACCGAGAUAAACCGUAGUCAAUGAGAACAAGGUCGCAGUAAGAUUAACCAUUUACUGUUCACUCUUCACGUUAACAUAUGGUGAAAACUGUUGAUAAAACAAUACAAGAAUGAUACAGUAUUUGUUCCCUUCUUGAUAUCACAUUUGCAUUGUAAAUACUUGUAAAAGUAAACUAUAACUACAUUACAUUAAAGUGCAGCAUACAGGCAGAAUUUACCUACGCCAUUGACUGCUUUAAAUACACUUCAAUGCAAACUAUCCGCAACUCUUUAACUAAUGGAAACAUAAACAUUAUCGACCAUCGUUACUUUUAACAGGAUCGGCAUUAACAUUUUAAUUCAACAUAUCGAUUAUCUAUUAAUUUACAGCGUUGCUCUCACUGUGAUUUCUAAUGCUUGCAAACAACUUCUUGCUCGGGUCUGGCUCGUGCGAGCCCCCGCCCUUGCGUCAAUCCCAAACCGGUAUUUUCCCACAAGAUGCGGCGAAACCGGAUGUGACAUCAUCGCAUGCCGAUAUAUUUUACAGGCAAUGAAUAUACUUUAAACAAUCCUAAUUCUAACUAGAAAAUACUAACAAAUGAAUUACUAAGCGAAAAUAUUAUAAACUAAAUAACUGCCAUAAAGGCAACACAGACACAGUGCCCGGCUCCAGUGCAGUUGAGAAUGGGAAAUAAAGGAAUUGUUUUGCUGGUGCUAGUAUCUAAAGGAACUCUGAUUAAUUUGUUAGGCAGAGAUGCCUUAUUGAAACUGGAAUUAAAAUUAGAAUGCACCAGAAAUGGGCUGAGUGUGGAAAGAGCAGGGGUUCAAUUGAUAGUGUGAGAAGACAAGAAGGCUAAUGUCUUUUGGAUAGGAGACAUUGCAGAUCAGAUUCAGGAAACCUGGGAAAAAUGGAAAAAGGGCGUGCAGGCUAUAUUACCCAGGGCUGUAAUGCCCAAAUCUGAGCUACAUUGUACAGUGAUUUUUGACGAGACUCAGAACAGGGAGUUAGAGGAGAGAUGGGACCUGGAGGCAUGUACCCAACAGCACCUGGAAGGGGAGGCUGUGAUAUUGGAAAGCAAGGGGCAGCUAAUACAAGUUAAGUGGAACACCUUUUUAGAAAAAUGUUGCAGGAUACCGGAGGCUGCGCCCCACGUAACGUUGUUGGUAAACAAGGGAUAUCAGUCUAAAGACUUAGGACCCUUAGUUAACAGUGCUGAAACCGUAACAGUGUGGAGGAAAAUCACGCCAGAUGUGUGGAUAUCAGAAGACAACAAUUGCAUUAAAAUAAUGGUAAGUGUAGAUAUGGUAGGGACAGUGAGAGAGGUUGAAGUAACUCCCCAACCACACCUGCCAUUGCUGGGAAAGGAAAGAGGCCAGCAGAAAGAUAGAAGUUUAGAUGAGUUGCCGUCUAUUCUGUGGUCACAGCAUGACACGGAUGUAGGGAAAAUAAAAACAGCGAGUCCCGUGGAAAUAAGGCUGAAAAGGGUUUCCACCCAGGAGACCACAAUACCCUCUAAGACCAGAAACAGAAGAGGGAAUAGCAUUGACAGUGCAGGGGUUGCUUGAAAUAGGAGUGCUUAAAAGAACAAACAGUCCAUGCAAUACCCUGUUGCUGCCGGUCUUAAAAGCAGAUAAAUCUAAGUGGAGAUUGGUGCAUGAUUUGCGAGCGGUAAAUGAUGUAGUAGAGGACUGGCCAGCGGUAGUCCCCAACCCACACAUGCUUUAGACUAAUGUUCCACCAGAAGCAAGUUACUUUUCAGUGAUUGAUUUGUGUUCGGCUUUCUUCAGCAUUCCUCUAGCCGACCAGCGUCAGUAUCUGUUUACAUUUACUUACAGGGGUGCUCAGUAUACCUAUACCAGAAUGCCGCAAGGGUUUAAACAUUCACCAUGUGUUUUUAAUCAGGUGUUGAAGGCAGACCUAGAGGGCAUACUAUUGGAAAGUACAUUGUUACAGUAUGUGGAUGACCUGUUGAUUUGCUCCUACAGUAAGGAACAGUGUGAGCAGGUCGCUAUAACUCUGUUAGAGAAGCUGGCAUACGGAGGACAUAAAGUAUCCAAAAAGAAACUGCAAUUUUGCACGCAGCAAGUGGAAUACUUAGGCAGGGUAAUAUCCAAGGGAGAGAAGGCGAUAGCACCAGAUCAGAUUGAGGCAGUAACUAAGGCCCCAAAACCUCAGACUGUAGGGCAGAUGAUGACGUUUUUGGGAAUGGCAGGGUACAGCUCAGAUUGGAUAGGAGAAUAUGCUGAGAUUGUGGCACCUUCGAGAAAGAUAAUGUGUUAUGAUCCCAGCCCCCUCCUUUGUGAGAAUCGCAAGAGCACCCGUUGAGGGGGGGGGGGGGGGUCAGUAGACCCAGGAAGUGAGAGAGAGAGAGAAACGUGCCAAAUUGCACGUCCCACCCGGGAUACAGAAUAAGAUGACAGCGACUAUUGUCUCAUGGAGACCACGUGAAAAGCCCUCGGGCAAGGUGGGCUGGUUGAGAGAGAGAUUGCAUCAUCCCAACCUGAUUGACACCUGCGACCCCGUGAGGAAGUAUAAAGGAGAGUCUCAGGGGGACAGCCCCUGAGACGCACCAAGAAGACACAAGAGAGUGAUCCCGCAGCAGCGGGAAGCCAUUCUCAAGGAAGCCACGUGCGCUAGAUUCCGGGAUUGGAAUUUGUGGCUGGAAUCACAGAAAACCGCUUUUAACUAACAUCGGGGAGAGGAAACCAAUGCUCCCCCGAUUUCACGGGAGAUUCAUCAAGACUCGGCAAGUUCUUUUCUCUUCUCCCCCAAUCUCUCUCUCUCGGUCGCCCCACGGGAAACCCAGCGAUUUUCAAAGGGCUGAGGCCUGCAGACUUUCUGAGUGACUUUUAUAUUUCCAACGGACUAUCUAUUAACCCCUAGACAACAGCAGAGCUCACUUCUUAAUGAUGGUUAUUACUAUACCCGCACUUUAGAUUGAGUGUUGACGAUGUGCACUAUCUGAAUGUAUGUAUUAACCCUAUUUUUGUGUCCCUUUAUAAAUAAAACGUUUGAAAAUAGUGACAUCAGACUUCAACGGACCUCUCUAUCUUUGCUGGUAAGUUCUCCAGUUACGGGAUUCAUAACAGUUGGGGUUCUCGUCACGGGAUUUGACACCAGAUUGGGAGGCCAGUGAAUUGGGCUUGUAAAUCAAAAACUUGAAUCUGGUUACGCGGGUAGCCAGACGGGAAACCAGCAAAGAUGGACGUGGGUGAAUUUAUGGAAAACCCGACGGUGGGGGCGCUAGAGGCGACCACCAAAUCAGACUUGUUAAAUUUAGCGAAGGGGUUGAACCUCACAGAAGUGAGGUCGUCCAUGAAAAAGCAGGAGUUAUAACUCAGGCCAUAACUCAGUAUUACGUUGAGAAGAAUGUGUUUGAAGAUGAGGUAUUGGAAGAUAUCCCUGACAAAGUACCAUCAAGGGGGACGGUUCAGUUAGAGGUGGAGAAAUUAAAGUUGGAACGUGAAAUUAAGUUAAAAGAGCUGGAAGCUGCUGAGAGAGAGAGAGAGAGAGGGUGAAAGGCAAGAGAGAGAGAGGGAAAGGCAAGAGAGAGAGAGGGAAAGGCAAAGACAGCAUGAAAUUCACCUAAAGAAGCUAGAAGCAGAAGAGAAGGAGAAGGAACGGGCUGAGAAAGAGAAGGAACGGGCUGAGAAAGAGAAGGAACGGGCCGAGAAAGAGAAACAGAGGCAACAUGACUGGGAAAUUGAGAAGAUGAAGAACGAGCGAAGAGAUCAAGGGUUAGACCGAGCAGAGCGGUUUAAUGUUAGUAGGGAGUUGAGAUUGGUGCCCCCAUUCGAGGAGACAGAUGUCAAUAGUUAUUUCUUGCUUUUUGAAAAGAUGGCAGUCAAUCAGAAGUGGCCAAAAGAGCAGUAGGUGGCGUUGUUACAAAGUGUGUUAAAGGGGAAGGCCCAACGAGCAUAUGCGGACUUGUCCCUGGAGGAGGGAGGAGCGGAGAAUUAUGAUGAGGUAAAAAAGGUCAUUCUCCGGACUUACGAAUUGGUACCUGAGGCCUAUAGACAAAAGUUUAGAAAUUUAAGGAAAGGGUGGAAUCAAACGUAUACCGAGCUAGCCCAUGAGAAGGGGGUGCUCUUGGACCGUUGGUGCACUGCGGAAAGAGUGGGCGAGGAUUAUGGGCGUCUCAGGGAGGUACUUUUGAUUGAGGAAUUUAAAAGUUGUGUUCCGGAGGAGAUCCGGGUGUAUUUGAAUGAGAAGCCGGAUAAGUCCAUUUCAGAAUUUGCCAGGUUGGCGGACGAAUAUGUCCUAACCCACAAGACAAAGACUCUCUCGAAUAAAGGUCCCCAAAGAGACCGUGGGAACGAUCGAGAAAGUCCGACAAGUGAGGCAGAGGUCCCACCGGGAGCUAGCGGUAAGGUUGAGGGGAAAAGGCAAGACGGCCAGAGGGUUCCGGGUUUGACCUGUUUUAAUUGUGGAAAGGAGGGGCACAUUGCAUCUCAUUGCUUUGCUCCGAGGAAGGAGUAGGAAGAGGGAAAGCCGCAGUCCCUAUCGGGUGUGCCGUGGUAAUCAGCAGAUCGACCAGAGAGCCGAGGGUAGACAGAGUACGAGAAGGCUCUGAGAGUUGUCUGUCACACAGAACCGUGUCUGUGACGGAGGGAGACACACCAGUUCCCGUAUGAAUCUGGAGGGAUACGGGCGCUGAACUAUCCCUGGUUAGCCAUAAGGUACUAGAAUUUGGUCAGGAAACGGGCAUGGUAAAGGUGGAAGGAAUAAAUAAACGGAUAGAAAUGGUACCCUUAUAUAAGGUCAUCCUGGAUUGUGAGCUGGUGUAUGGAUCAGUUGAAAUAGGGGUGCCCUCAGAAUUCCCGAGAGCUGACGUGGACAUGCUGCUGGGAAACGACUUAGCAGGGGGUAAGGUUUGGUCAGCCAGGCUGCAGACCUGGCGACCGGCGAGUAUGGUGGCCCCGUCCCUAGUGCCCAAGGACCAUCUCGCCGGCGCGGUCACUCGCAGUCUGUCGAGAGAGAGAGCUGUGAACGAGAGCAGUUUAAAUCUGGCCAGUUUUGAUUUGGCCGAGACGUCUUUGCUGACCCUGUGCCAUGCGGGUUUAGAGAGUGGUAAGCCGAAGGGUAGUAAAGUGAAAGGGCGUAAGGGAAAGGAGAUAGAUCUGCCUUUAGUGAAGAGAAAGGUCCUACAGGUAGGAAAUAAAGAUGAGAAACAGGUAAAGGUGUUAAAAGGUCCAGAGUUGGACAUGGAUGAUCUGUCUGGUUUGGCAGAAUUGUUUGAAGAACUUGAGAGUUCUAAAGGUGUUCCCGAUAAUGAGAGGAGGGCAGUCCUAGAUGGAAAGGAUACCCUUGCCUCGAAGCGGUCUACUGAAAGGGCCGAGGAGGUUGUUUCAGCUCACAGGGUUGCGCCUUCCCCGGGUGGGAGCUGCCCAGAGAGUAACUGGGAGGAUCGGGGGAAGUUAGAAUGUGAAAAAGGUACGGGUGUUGAAAGCCUGGAAGAGGCCAAUGUCCCGUUUGAGUGUGUCCGAGAUGGGGAUGCACGAGGUGCUGAACCUGGUAACAGAGCUCAGAAGAAGUCUGAGGUAUCUGAUCCAGUGGAACGGGGCGGCUGUCCUUGUGGGUCAGAUGGACUUGGUUCAGUGGGAAAGGGGUUAAUCUUGGUAACCGGGGGAAGUGUGAGUUCCCUGGUGUUUGUACUCGAAGGUGGGUUCAAAGUUAACGCCGAAUUUAAGAAUGGGGGGGGGGGUGAGGAUUGUUAGCGAAGGAAACGAAAAGUCUGUAGUUUCCAAAUCGAAGGAAGAAAUCUUAAACCUGGCAGAUCGCUCACAGAGUGAGCCGGGGAAUAGCGGGGCCCCCCACUCUAUUGUUAUACCAGGAUGGGGUGUGAAAAAGGCUGCCUUCGACAGGCUACUUGAGCAAAGAGUUCGAAUCAAACACCAAUAGCCUGAAGGGGACUGAUAAAAGGGCCAGCCACCUGGGCAAAAUCAAAGAACUGGGUGGAGAUGGUCUAAGUCUGGGGCAUGGUGUUGCUAAAAUAACCCUGAUGAACGGGGCGGGUGGGAGUUCACCACGCAAAACUACUCAAGCUCCCCACGGGGGGGGGGGGGGCUCGCCAAGAAAGAGGCGACGGUUAAUGGCGAUGCCAUUGUUAGACAGCCAAGCAGGUUGAACGGGUUUGCGCCAAAGCCUGUGAAUAAUAAAGACAGCCCUUUGGAGACCUGCCGGUUAAGUUAAAUGACUGAAACGACUAGUAUUCGCGUAAACUUUUGUAAAUGCACCUAAGCUAAGGUCACACCUCCUUAGUUUUUAGGAGAAAAAAAAAUAGGUGGUUAUUGAAUUGAAGUCUGAUGUACAGUUCGCAAUGUAAGAUCUUAAAGAAAGGGACACUGUGAUCAUUAACUAUUUAGAUACUGACUUGAAUGUAUAACGGUAGUACUCUGUGAAAAGAAAAACUUGUGUAUUGUGUUAGAUUCAAAAUUCCUGUAAGACUGUGUACCACUCCGUUUUAACCGCUGGUAAAAAUGUUUUAAGAGGGGAGGUGUUAUGAUCCCAGCCCCCUCCUUUGUGAGAAUCGCAAGAGCACCCGUUGAGGGGGGGUCAGUAGACCCAGGAAGUGAGAGAGAGAGAGAGAAACGUGCCAAAUUGCACGUCCCACCCGGGAUACAGAAUAAAGACAACAGCGACUAUUGUCUCAUAGAGACCACGUGAAAAGCCCUCGGGCAAGGUGGGCUGGUUGAGAGAGAGAUUGCAUCAUCCCAACCUGAUUGACACCUGCGACCUCGUGAGGAAGUAUAAAGGAGAGUCUCGGGGACAGCCCCUUAGACGCACCCAGAAGACACGAGAGAGUGACCCCGCAGCAGCGGGAAGCCAUUCUGAAGGAAGCCACCUGCGUUAGAUUCCGGGAUUGGAAUUUGUGGCUGGAAUCAUAGAAAACCGCUUUUAACUAACAUCGGGGAGAGGAAACCAACGCUCCCCCGAUUUCACGGAAUAUUCAUCAAGACUCAGCAAGUUCUUUCUCUUCUCCCCCAAUCUCUCUCUCUCGGUCGCCCCACGGGAAACCCAGCGAUUUUCAAAGGGCUGAGGCCGGCAGACUUUCUGAGUGACUUUUAUAUUUCCAACGGACUAUCUAUUAACCCCUAGACACCAGCAGAGCUCACUUCUUAAUGAUGAUUAUUACUAUACCCGCGCUUUAGAUUGAGUGUUGACGAUGUGCACUAUCUGAAUGUAUAUAUUAACCCUAUUUUUGUGUCCCUUUAUAAAUAAAACGUUUGAAAAUAGUGACAUCAGACUUCAACGGACCUCUCUAUCUUUGCUGGUAAGUUCUCCAGUUACGGGAUUUAUAACAAAUGAAAGAAGCAGGACGUACAAAUUUGAAGAACGGCUUAUAGUGGAAUGAAGAGGCGGAGAUAGCUUUCAAUACUAUUAAGCAGGAAUUGCAGUCAGCACCGGCAUUAGCUUUGCCUGACUACGAGAAGGUUUUUCAUUUUUAUGUAUCUAACCGACAGGAGGGUUAUAUCACAGCGGUUCUAACACAAGAGACAGGCACAGGAAAAGCAAAGCAGCUGAUAGCAUACUACAGUACGAGACUAGAUGAGGUGGCUCAAGGGUAUCCACCCUGUUAUCAGGGAUUGGCGGCACUGUACUAUGCAUUUGAAAAGGCAUCAUCUGUAACCCUGGGCUAUCCUGUGACUCUGUACACACACCACAAAGUAACAGAAUUGCUGGAAAGAGGGAAAUUUGUGCUGACGCCAGCCAGGAUAGCAGCGUAUCAGAUGCUAUUGACAUUUCCAGACAUAACUAUACAGAGAUGCACUACCAGUAAUAUAGCCAAUUUUGUCCCUUUACGAUGGCAUUUGCCAAAUUGAGAGCAGAUUUACGGUCAAAACCACUAGAGAAAGGUUCUGUUCGUAGAUGACUCUUGUUAUAGGGAUCACAAUGGAAAUCAUGCAGGGUUCUCAGUAGUGCAGCAGGAUCAGUUGAGCUAUAAGAUUAUUAGGAUGGAGUCAUGUCCCUAACCGUGUUCCGCCCAACUAGCGGAAAUCAAAGCCCUGAUAGCUGCGUGUGAAAUGAUGGAAGGUGAGAAAGAAGACACCUAUACUGAUUCGGCGUAUGCUCAUGGAGUAUGCUAUUUGUUCGGGGCAGUGUGGAAACAGAGGUUUUUAAAAAAGCAGUGGAGAUCCCAUACAACAUUGUCAGCUAAUUCUAGACUUAAUAAAAGCCAUGAUGAAACCUAAAGCAUUGGCUAUGGUAAAAUGCCAGGCACAUAAAAAGGGAAAUGAUGUAAUAACAAAGGGAAAUCAAGCUGCGGACAAGGCAGCCAGAAAAGCGUCUGGGUGUACAUUAGCUGUCAUUGCCCCCCAGGUAAGCCUAACUCCAGAACCUGUGGUAGAGGACCUAAUUGAAAUACAAUGUAAGGCAACUUCGGCACAGACAAUGUGGAGACGAAGGGGGGCCAGGCAGAACCCGGAAGGCCUGUGGAGCAUGGAAGACGGUUUGUUGGUAGCGCCCACCCCUCUACUGACGAUUCUGAUUUCAGAAGCGCAUGGGAUUGACCAUUGUGCAAGGGAGGGAAGUGAUAAAGAAAAUAAAGAAGGAUGGUUUUUGGUCACCUUAUUUACAGGCUUCAGUGGACUUUGUCUUGUCACAGUGCGAGGUAUGCGCACAGAAUGCAGGGUUCGGACAUCAGUUAUUUGACUGGUUAGAAAGUAGACUUGGAGGAUGGGGGGAGCAUGGCUGACUAAAAUGGCAAUAACUGUCAGUAUUGUAUUGUUGAGCUGUGAGCUUGUGCUGUGCUGUUUUCUUCCUUGUCUCAAGUCUCUUGUAGUGCGUGCUGCAACCAAACAAUUUCCGAUGCUCGUGGCAAUUACUGAAGCAAGCUUAGUGGAGAAAGGAACACCGAAAAUGUAUCGUUACAGCCUACAACACCUGCAGGAUGAACAAGAGCAAAACAACAGCGUGGGAGUAGAUUGUAAGGGCUUCUGAGUCUUUUUUCCCUGUCUCAGGUACAAAGGGACAGGUUUUUGGCUCAGCGGCCCAGGGUAACAGGGAGAGAAUACUUUGCGGUCUUGGCGCAGAAAGUGCUUGAGUUUAUUGGGGCUUUUGUGCGUGGACUCCUAGUCUUCUUUCUCUGUGUGAGAGGGGGAAUAUAUUGGAGUAUAAAAGUUGCAUUGUUUGCUGUGUAACCAAAACUAAGUAGUCAGUUUUGAGCUUGCUAUUUUGCUAUGCAUGUAUCCAAUUUAGUAGUAGAAUGAAAUCUUAAGAAUGUAGAAGAUAAUGGUGUGUUAAUGAGAGGUAGCUAAGAGAUGUAGAUUAGAACAUGAUUAAGUCAAUGGGUAGAAACAAUAGUGGUGGAUGUACUUGUGAUACGCAACUAUAGACCGAUUGGAUAUGCUAAUGCAACUAAACCAGGAGAUUGCUAUAAUAAAUGCUAUGUACAAGGAUUGGUGUGCAAUCGGCGACUAGCUGAAUGAUUGUCUCAGCUUUGAUUUGCAAAUUAAAGUUUAAUACUUCUUGAAGCAUCUUCUGUGUCUCCUGCUCGUUUGUGGGGCAUGAGAAACCACGACAAUAGCCAGUGUUGUUCUGGUGUAAGAAAGGCUCUAAAGAUAAACCAGGAAUUAUAGGCUGGUGAGCCUGUCAUCAGUAACGGGAAAGUUAUUGGAAGGUAUUCAAAGGGACCCAAUAUAUGAGUAUUUGGAAAAUUGGGG